CUACGGCGGGUAACUUGAAAAAUGGCGUCGAAGAGGUCUCUGUACAGACCUGCACCACAACAAAAUGUUGUACCGAAGAGAAACAGGAAACCUCUUACACAGGGUCGCCUGGUCUCCUCCGGGGCUGAGGGUCACAAGAAGACUGUAUUAGCCGGUGGCAUUGAAGAAAAUGUACCAGCUAGUAGGAAUGGGUCUCAGAGGGCACAAGAGUCCACAAGACAACAGAUCUUUGACACAUCAGUGACUCCUGUGGGACAGGAGCCGGAGAGUGUGACAGUCACACCUCGCAGAAUGGCUCCCAGGAUCACUGAACACCGAUCUCCAGCACCUUCAAACCCCGCCAUGAACCUUGACCUCUCAGAUAGUGACUUUGACCUUUCCUUGCAAUACAAGUCACCCACCCAGAGGAUACACAGACAGAGGCCUCAGGAAGUCCUACUUAUAGACGCUUCACGCCAGACCAAGGAUCCUUUUGAAUCAGAGGUGGACAUUCAGAUUGGAUUUGAAAAGUCUCCAGUGAAAAUUGUUUGUCACUCACCCUCAGCUAUUGAGUCCAGUUUUAGAGCCUCAGCAGAAAGAAAUAGAGAUAGCCGUGAUAAAAAUGUGUCCAUAUGUAGUUCUAUAUCUCUGUCGGAGCCUGUAAGAGACAAACGUCACAAAGCCCCUGUUGUGAUACGAGAGAAAGCAAACUCAGAUGGUCUUGGACGACACCUCCAGGCGUCAAUUGACAGUUUACCAUUGCUGACCCAGAUAGAGAAGGAUCUGGAGAAUAGACAGAAUUUCCCCCAGCCCAACUUUGACGACUCAUCUGUCUCCUCCAUCGCUGGCCAGCCAGUCCAAGAUGUAACAGGUGAAACUGACCGGGACGACGUCCAGUCUAUGGUCAGCGAUGUCAGUGAUGUAUGCUCAUUGGAUGAGUAUGUCAUCAGAGGGAAAAAAAAUGCAAAACUGAACACAAUAAAGAAGGCGCCUACUAAAGCACCACCAUCUACAAAGAAAAAUAAGAGAAUAGUUCCCUCUAGAUAUAAACAGGCAGCUGCAUCACAUUCUUUAAUUGCAGACAAGUCUGUUAGACAAGACAAGUCUGGUAAGGGCAGUAAGAGUAUGGAUGUCUCCACACGUCCCGUCAGUCGACACACCAAGACCAAGAAGUCUACUGCCCCAGUGAUUGUAAAGGAGAGAGAGCGCCCCCAUACCCCUGAUAACUCCCACAUGUCUACAGGGGCAAAAACCUCAACGCCAACAAUGGACAGCUCCUUCUUCCCAUCAGAGAUUGAUGCCUCAGCUAUACAAGCAGAUGGAUCCAUCCUGUCUACAGGACACAGGUCACAUUUGAUAAGAACGCCAGGAAAAGAUGGAGGAAGGAAAGAUGUACGUGCUGACCUACGAGACAUCCAUGACCCAUUCUCUCAGUCCAUCCUGUCCAAUGCCUCGGUCAUGUCCGACAUGAUGGACGUCUCCAACAGAAAACAAAUGACCAAACCUCAGCAAUCUAAACUGACCCAGGGUCAGAUGGACCUACUGUACAUGCGGUAUACCCAGUGGCUGUACCUCUACACUAAGGCCAAAAAGUCGCGUGAAGAACAAGAGAAACGCGAAAUGGCCCAACUUAGCAGUCUACAUGAAGAAGUUGAAAAACUACGUAAGAAAAAGCAUGACUUGGAUAUCCGACUAGAGCGUCAGAAACACCUGAACUUGGUAGAUGAUCAAGUUGAUCAACAGCGCCAGUUACUGGGACCAAUUGUUGCCAAUCUACCAAAGCUGUGUAGGGAGUAUGAGAGUUUAGCGCAUGCUUUGGAUACCACACGUCACCAGAUCCCCACCCAGGGGGUUUAUCUCCCCGAUGAUGAGGACGAACUCCAAAGAAAAUUAGAAAAAGAAUUGUCGACAAGUGAACAACUUCUAGGGGAGUUAUCAGUGAUGAUUAGACAGCCGGUCACCACGGUGACAUCUAUGUCCAAGGCUUUGGCUGCCAUGGAGAAAGGUGUAGACGCUCAAACACACGAACUUAAACAUUGUACAGAAAUUAUAUCAGCAACACAGAGCCUGACAAUACAAGAAACAUCACUUAAGAUACAAGAAAUGCAAGCCUAAUUAGAUUAGAGUGGAGUUAUCUUUUCCUGUUCAGUCUGAAAAGAGUUGUUUUUCCUUCAAACUUUCAAGAACUGUCUCACAAGAUGUAAAGGUGAAUGCAAUGCUCUCUCAAAUUCUUUGAAAGAUUACAACCAUUAAUGAGCACGAUUAAAUAGUUUUAUGGCUUUUUUUCAUCCAGGACUUAGUUUUACUACAUUUCUGUUAAUUAAAGAAAGUCCAAAAUAUAAAUUGAUGAAUUAAAAAUAACAGUGAAAUUAGCUUAUUAUAUGUAAUUUUGUUAUACUCUGGACAAGCAGGUAGUAUUUUAGACAAAACAGAAGCUAUAAUAUACGGUAAAACAGAAGCUAUACUGUACGGUAAAACAGAAGCUAUACUGUACGGUAAAACAGAAGCUGUAAUGUACGGUAAAACAGAAGCUGUAAUGUACGGUAAAACAGAAGCUAUAAUAUACGGUAAAAAAGAAGCUAUAAUGUACGGUAAAAUAGAAGCUGUAAUAUACGGUAAAACAGAAGCUAUAAUGUACAGUAAAAUAGAAGCUGUAAUGUACGGUAAAACAGAAGCUAUAAUGUACGGUAAAGUAGAAGCUGUAAUGUACGGUAAAACAGAAGCUAUAAUGUACGGUAAAGUAGAAGCUGUAAUGUACGGUAAAACAGAAGCUAUAAUAUAAGGUAAAACAGAAGCUAUAAUGUACGGUAAAAUCGAAGCUGUAAUGUACGGUAAAACAGAAGCUAUAAUGUACGGUAAAACAGAAGCGGUAAUGUACGGUAAAACAGAAGCUAUAAUAUACGGUAAAACAGAAGCUAUAAUGUACGGUAAAAUAGAAGCUAUAAUGUACGGUAAAACAGAAGCGGUAAUGUACGGUAAAACAGAAGCUAUAAUAUACGGUAAAACAGAAGCUAUAAUGUACGGUAAAAUAGAAGCUGUAAUGUACGGUAAAACAGAAGCUAUAAUAUACGGUAAAACAGAAGCUAUAAUGUACGGUAAAACAGAAGCUAUAAUGUACGGUAAAACAGAAGCUAUAAUGUACGGUAAAAUAGAAGCUAUGAUGUACGGU
This is a messenger RNA of Mizuhopecten yessoensis (Yesso scallop), 3148 nucleotides long. RefSeq lists its product as uncharacterized. NCBI's taxonomy places the organism in Eukaryota, Metazoa, Mollusca, Bivalvia, Pectinida, Pectinidae. The record is from RefSeq and is a predicted model, not a curated record. Gene Ontology annotation, biological process: centrosome cycle; spindle assembly. The coding region runs from base 22 to 2094 and encodes 690 amino acids. Gene Ontology annotation, cellular component: nuclear microtubule; centrosome; cytoplasm. The transcript is spliced from 16 exons. Gene Ontology annotation, molecular function: microtubule binding.